Aureobasidium pullulans EXF-150 is the source of this 882-nucleotide messenger RNA. RefSeq lists its product as uncharacterized. The transcript has 2 exons. Gene Ontology annotation, molecular function: ATPase inhibitor activity. Gene Ontology annotation, cellular component: mitochondrion. Lineage: Eukaryota; Fungi; Ascomycota; Dothideomycetes; Dothideales; Saccotheciaceae. Gene Ontology annotation, biological process: negative regulation of ATP-dependent activity. The coding region runs from base 1 to 882 and encodes 293 amino acids. The record is from RefSeq and is a predicted model, not a curated record.
AUGUCUUCCGCACUCAGAAUCGCCCGCGUCGCUCGUCCCGCUGUCGCCAACGUCCAGGUUGCACGCUUCUCGAUCGCCUCCCGCAUGAUGGCUGCCGGCGACACCGGUGCCACCAGAUCUGGCGGUGCUGCUAGCGGAGACGCAUUCAGCAAGCGCGAGGAGGCCUCUGAGAACCUCUACGUCAAGCGUCACGAGCAGGAGAAGCUUGAGCAACUCAGACAGAAGGUCAAGGCUGGCGAGGCUCAGCUCGCAAAGGACAAGGCCGACCUUGACAAGGCCCAGAAUAUACCGGUGCACGGACCAGAUGGCUGUCUCAACGCCGGAUCCUCGAAGAACGAACGAACGAACAGACAACCCGAUAGACCACAUAUCGAAUCACCGAUGCCGCCGCUCGAAAGCAUUUUCAAAAGCUUCUCCGGAACAUGGAAGCUUCAUCGCUCGCUCACCAGCGCCCUACCUGGCUUUCCCUCCGGAACAUUUACUGGCACUGCCACUUUCAAGCCUCACAGCGCGUUCGACUCUCUAUCUCUACUCUACCACGAGACCGGAGAACUGGUCACGGAACAAGGCUACAAACUCUUGGCCAACAGAAAAUACAUAUACCGCUUCAGUCCCGACGACGAAAAGAUCUCAAUCUGGUUCGUCAAGGAGCCUGCGCCAGACGAGAACGAAGAGGUCGACUACCUGUUCCACGAACUUGAAUUUUCUCUUCUUGACCAACGAUGGAUUGCCAAGGGAGAUCAUUUGUGCGAGAAAGACAUGUACUGGGCUUUCUAUGACUUUAGAUUGGACAACAACAUGGAAAAAUGGGGUCUGCGAUACAAGGUCAAAGGCCCUCAGAAAGACUAUCUCAGCGAUUCUGCCUAUGAGCGCGUCGCUUGA